This is a messenger RNA of Plasmodium gaboni, 4692 nucleotides long. RefSeq names its product surface-associated interspersed protein 1.1 (SURFIN 1.1). The record is from RefSeq and is a predicted model, not a curated record. Bases 1 to 4692 code for a protein of 1563 amino acids. The transcript is spliced from 2 exons. Lineage: Eukaryota; Apicomplexa; Aconoidasida; Haemosporida; Plasmodiidae.
AUGCAAAAAAUUGGUAUUACAAGUAAUAUUCUUAUUGAAUUAGAAAAGAAUAUAGUUAAAAGAAGUGGUCCUAUUGAAGUAUGGAAGAAAAAGUUUUUAGAAGAAGUAUCUGAAAAAAUAAAUAAGUCAUUAAAAAAAGAAGAUACAAAGGAAUGCAAAAAAAAUUGUAGAAAUUUUAAUUACUGGAUGGAUGAUAAAGAAGAAGAUUUUGUAUCAAAAAAAUUUUUUUUGAAUGAAUUUAUUACUUCUAGUGUUUGGAAAAAUGAAUUUGAAAAGGCAAUUAUAAAUAUAUUAAAAAAGGAAGCUAAAUCUUGUUCAAGAAAUCGUAAGAAAUAUCCUAAAGAAAUAAGAAAUAUAAUGGGUGAGUUAGAAGAUUAUAUAGAUGAUAUUAAUGAUUACAAGGAAAAAUUAAAAAGUGGAUACUGCUGGUCAGAAAAAUAUACAGAUUAUAUAAUAUGGUUAAAAAAAAUGAAGGAACAUUUUAUGACACAUAAAGAUUGGAAUUUACUUAAAAAUAAUAAGUAUAAAAGGUAUAUAGUUAAAUAUUUAAAACGUUCAUUAGAUGAUAUGUUUCAGAAUAAAAUCGAAUGUAUAAGCGAUAUUCCAGAUAUUAAGGAAGAGGUUGUAGAAUUAGUUUCAAAGCAUAAGACAAACGUGGAUUUGAAGUCCUCUAAUGGAGAGGACGUUAAAAAUGUAAAUACAGAAAUAUUUCCUACUCCAAAAGAUCCUGAGAUUAAAGAACCCCCUAUAGAAAUUGUUAGUAAACCUUUGGAAUGGUUACUUUUUAAUAAUUUUACUAUGUCUGGUAAUAAUUCAACACCUGAAUAUUCACGAGUCACAAACUAUAAAGUAAGACCUACUUCCAUUCAAGUAAUGAAUAAAGUACCCCCCACUGUUACCUCUAAUUUUCUUCCCAAAGAUUUUCCUUAUAUUGUUGCUUGGAUUUUAGGUGCAAUAAUUGCAGGGACACUAUUUGUAUUUGGAAGAACUCGAAAAAAACAAAAGGCCAUUACAUUAAGAACCGAAGAAGUCGUAAAAGAGAAGAUAAAGGUAGUAGACGAAGCAAAAGAAAAGAAGAUACCUGUAAGAACAGAAAAUGAACAUAUGAAGAAGAAUUUUUUUUGGAAAUGGGUAACAAUAAUUGAGAUACAUUUUUUAAUAAUAGAAGAUAUUAGAAAAUAUGAAUGGGAUAUGAACAAGGAAGAUUUUUUAUCAAUAUGUAUAAACGAAUUUAUGAAUGAAAAAAAUAGAAAAUGUUUAUAUAAUGAAGAUGAUGAUUUUAAUAGCACAGAAGUAAUGAUAAAAGGACAAACUUUUUUAUGGAAUAAAUGGAUGGAAAGACAUAAAUAUAUUUUAGAUAAAUGGAAAGAAGAAGAAUCAUUUAAAUAUUUAAAAAAUGAUUGGAAGAGAGAAGAAUAUGAAUAUAUGAAAAAAAUAUAUAAAGAGUUGUUACUUAGUUUGAGAGGUGAUACAUAUAAUAUGUCACAAAGGCAAAAAAUUAUAUGGAAAAAAUGGAUUGCUAAACAUCCAUAUAGAAUAAGAGAAAAAAUAAUUGAUCAAUGGUUUCAUAAAUUAUUUGAAGAAAUAAAUAAAAAUAAUAUAAUAAGUGAUGAAAUAAUAGACGUAUUAUUAAAUGAUUAUAUAGAAAGUGAUAAAAAUUGUGAACACAUUUACAACAUGAGUGAAAAAAAAGAAAAAUUAAAAUUAAUUUUGUGGAUACAAAUAUAUAUGUGUGUAUUGGAAGAAGAAGAAAAGUAUAAAUUACAAAGUGAAAAAGAAAUGUUUAUUGAUACAUGUAUAUAUAAAUUAAAAGAUAAAAAAAAACAUGAUGAAGAAGAAUAUGAUGAAAGGAACAAAGAAUUGAUGAAGAUAUUGAAUGAAAUGAAAAAAAUGGAAAUAUUAAAUACUGAUGAUGAAAUAAGAAAAAAAUGGAAACACCAAGAUUGGUUUAAACAAAUGAGAAAAGAAUGGAUAAGAGAAGAAAAUAGAUAUUUAAAUGAAAUCAAUGAGGAAAUUAUAAGAAAUUAUAAUAUGGAAUUAAAAAGAUAUAUGUUUGAAAAACAUUGGGAAGAUAUAAAAUUGAAAUGGAUAGAUAAUAUUGAUGGUGAUCAUAUUGAUGGUGAUCAUAUUGAUGGUGAUCAUAUUGAUGGUGAUCAUAUUGAUGGUGAUCAUAUUGAUGGUGAUCAUAUUGAUGGUAAUCAUAUUGAUGAUGCUUGGUCUGCAAUCAUAAAAUAUUUUGAACGAGAUGAUGAAGAGGGAAGAAAAUAUAUUCAAAAGAAGACACAUUAUUUUACAAAUAAAUUAUAUGACAUAGAAUGUAUUAAAGAGAAUACUCUUCAAUCUGAUGAGGUGAAAGAAAAAUUUAAUAUAAAAACUAUUAUAGAUAUACAUAUGGUUAUAAUUGAAGAUAUUGAAAAUGAUGAAUGGAAAAAGGAUAAAGGAGAUUUUUUACACAUUUGUUUUGAAGAAUUUAUAAAAAGAAAAGAAUUUAAGGAAGAAGGACUUUAUAAAAUAAUUAUAAAUAAUGAAGAAAAAAACAAUGCUUUAAAUAUUUCUGAUAAUAAUAUUAUAUAUAUUCUUCAAAAUACGUGGAGUGAAUGGUUUAAGAGACAUACAUAUAUUUUAGAUCAAUGGAAAAAAGAGGAAUGGUUUAAAGAUUUAAAAAAUGAUUGGAAGAGAGAAGAAUAUGAAUAUAUGAAAAAAAUAUACAAAGAUUUGUUGCUUAGUUUGAGAGGGGAUACAUGUAAUAUGUCACAAAGGCAAAAACUUAUUUGGAGAAGAUGGAUUGCUAAACAUUUAUAUCAUAUUAAUGAUAAUACUGUAAAGAAAUGGUUCAAAGAAAUAUUAGAACAAUUAGAUAAAGGGAAUAUAAUAAAUUUGUCAUAUAUAGAAAAUGAAAUAAACAAAUUAAAUGAAGAAAAUGAAAAAAAUCUUUUAAAUGAACACCAAAUUAGUUAUAAUAAAAAAAAAAUCUUAACUACCAUUUUGUGGAUCCAAAUACACAUGAUGGUUUUAGAAGAAUCUAAAAAAGAUGCAUGUAAAAAAAGUAAAGAAAUAUUUUUAGAUACAUGUAUAGAUGAACUAAAAAAAGAAGAAGAAGAAAAAAAAAAAGAAAAACUUCAUUCUCAUGAAAAAACAAAAGAAAUCAUAAAAAUUGUGGAAGAUAUGAAAAAAUUGAAUAACCUAGAUAUAGAUGAACAUCGAGCUACAGAAUGGAAAAAAAAAAAGUGGUUUAAAGAAAUGAAAAAAGACUGGGUAUAUAUAAGAGAUAGAUAUUUAUUAGACUUGGAAGAAAGACAUAAAUAUGAUCAAUACCAAUGCGAAGAAUUAAUAGAUGUAUCUUCUUUGGAUGUUCAAAAAAAUAUAUCGAAAUGGAAUUGGGAGAAUAUACAAUUUAAGUGGAUAGAUUAUGAAAAUGAAAAGGAUUGGUUGAAAGGUGUUCAUGUGGAUGGAUAUAUAUAUGAAGAUAUAAAGGGAGCUAUGAAUGAUGAUGUGGAUGAAUAUAUAUAUGAAGAUAUAAAGGGAGCUAUGAAUAAUGAUGUGGAUGAAUAUGUAAAGGAUAAUAUGGAAAAGGAUGCAAACACUAAUGUUGAUAAAGAUCAUAUUAAAAAAUACAAAGAGUGUGAUGAUUUCUUUAAAAUGGAGAAUCCAUUAAUAUGGCAAACCGUUAUAGAGAUACAAUUAAAAAUAAUGGAAGAAAGUAAAAAAGAAAAAUGGGAAACAAAUAAAUAUGACUUUUUAGAUAUAUGCAUAGAAGAAUAUAUAAAAAAUGAGAAUAAAGAUAAUAGUAGAAACAUUUUAGAAGAUGAAAUUUUUAGUAUGAAUAAAAAUAUAAUGUGGGAUACAUUUAUAGAAACACACAGAUAUAUAUUAGAAAAGUGGAAAAGAGAAGAAUGGUUUCAUAAUUUAAAAAAGGAAUGGGAAGACGAAAUAUUAAAUUAUUUGAAUUCAUCAGAAAAUAGAAAUGAUGCAAAUAAUAAAAAUUGUAAUGAAUCAAACACAAAUUUUAUGAUUGAAAAAGAAAAAAUUGUGUUCAGAAAAUGGAUCAAUAAACAUAUAGAAGAAUUAAAAGAUUGUUAUGAAGAUGAAAAGAAUCCAUUUUUAGAAGAAGAAGAAGUAAAAAAAAAAAAAAAAUUAAUAUUAACUGCAUGGAUACAAAUACAUAUGAUGGUAUUAGAAAGAUUUAAAGAAGAUGAAUUUUUAAGAACUAAAGAAUUAUUUAUUGACGCAUAUAUUGAAGAAUUUAAAAAAGACAAACAUCCAAAUAAAUAUAAUAACAAGAUAAUUAAUAUGUUAGAGAUUAUCAAAAAGAAUAUCCAUCAUACAAAUUUAAAUAAUGAGAUGAAUGAAUGGAAAAAUGAAACAUGGUUUAAACAAUGGAAAGAUGAUUGGAUAAAAGAAGAAAAUGGAAAUGUAUUUUGGCUAGCUCAAAAGAGAAAAGAGAGGUGUACAGGAAAAAAAUAUCAAAAAAGUGAAAAAAAAUAUGAACAAAAAGAUAAAUACAUGAACGAAUAUAAUAUUGGCAAAUGUUAUAUAAAUAUACACAAAAACUUAUUGAAGAAAUAUUUGAAAUAUAUGAAUUUUAAAUGGAUUGAUGAUGAUAAUGAAAUAGAUUGGUUAAGGAUUGUUGGAAAUGAUCAAAAGGACAAACAAAACAAAAAAAAAAAAAUAGAUAAAGUAUCAGAAGAAUAA